Hippoglossus stenolepis (Pacific halibut) is the source of this 1145-nucleotide messenger RNA. It is a transcript of the gene dnajc8, whose product is annotated as DnaJ (Hsp40) homolog, subfamily C, member 8. NCBI's taxonomy places the organism in Eukaryota, Metazoa, Chordata, Actinopteri, Pleuronectiformes, Pleuronectidae. The transcript has 9 exons. Bases 56 to 808 code for a protein of 250 amino acids. The record is from RefSeq and is a predicted model, not a curated record. Gene Ontology annotation, cellular component: nucleus.
AAAUUAGCUCUGGGGUCACGUGGCGCCGCUACGUCAGAUGUAAACCAGGGGCAAGAUGGCGGCCGCCGGAGGAGAGCCUUCUGAGAUUGUAUCGGAUGAAUUAUUUCAAAACUUCUACACGGAGGUGAAGCAGAUCGAGAAGAGAGACUCUGUGUUGACCAACAAGCAGCAGAUAGAGAGGCUGCUCCGACCUGGAGCCUCCUACUUCAACCUCAACCCGUUUGAGGUGCUGCAAAUUGACCCCGAGGCAACAGAUGAUGAAUUGAAGAAAAGAUUUCGGGCGUUGUCCAUUCUGGUCCAUCCGGACAAAAAUCAGGGGGAUCAAGAUAGAGCACAGAAGUCCUUUGAAGCUGUGGACAAGGCAUAUAAACUCCUACUGGACCCCGAACAGAAAAAAAGAGCCUUAGACGUGAUCCAUGCAGGAAAGGAAUAUGUGGAGCAUAUGGUAAAAGAGAAAAGGAAACAGCUGAAGAAAGAAGGGAAGUCGCAGGAUAUGGAAGAGGAUGAUCCUGAAAUGUUCAAGCAAGCCGUGUACAAACAGACAAUGAAGCUUUUCGCAGAGCUUGAAAUCAAGAGGAAGGAAAGGGAAACAAAGGACAUGCAUGAAAGGAAACGGGCGAGAGAGGAAGAAAUCGAGGCAGCAGAGAAAACAAAGCGAGAGCGAGAAUGGCAGAAAAACUUUGAGGAAACAAGAGAUGGGCGUGUGGACAGCUGGAGGACCUUCCAGGCCAAAGGCAAGCGCAAGGAGAAGAAGAACAACAGAUCCUUCCUCAAGCCUCCAAAAGUCAAGAUGGAGCAGAGAGAAUGAUGACGUAAAACUGGACUGCAGUAGAUUAAAAACCCACUUGUACUAAAAGAAAAAACUCACUUCUGUGUAUCCUCACCUCGUCGUCUGCAGUUUAGCUGUGUAGUCGCCAUAAGGAUACUUGUCAUGCCCUCUUAGUUUUGUACUUGGGGUUUCUAAUGUACAUAUUUGUGAUCUGGACCCAGAGAUCAUACCUUCCUCGUGUCAGAGAGAUAAAUGAUGCAUCUUCCAUUUCUGUAACUGACGAGAAAAAUGCGUGGUUUGUCCUUAUGUUUGCUUUUUGUCCUUUAUUUUUAAAAAAAUUAAAUAAAGCUUGGUGUUAACAAGCCAAACGUUCAAA